Molecule: messenger RNA, 5137 nt
Organism: Aspergillus campestris IBT 28561
Lineage: Eukaryota; Fungi; Ascomycota; Eurotiomycetes; Eurotiales; Aspergillaceae
Exons: 7
Coding region: 232-5022 (1596 amino acids)
Biological process (GO): transsulfuration
Cellular component (GO): cytoplasm
Molecular function (GO): carbon-sulfur lyase activity; pyridoxal phosphate binding
Source: RefSeq, a predicted model, not a curated record
CGAACCGUUUACUACGACAUUGUCGCCGGAUCUUGAUGGUCCGGACGGAUUCAGCCCCCUGUCGAUCUCCACUUUCUGCACCACACACGCAGUGCACCUACACUCGGGCGGGAGAAUACGAAGAAACGUCGAUUCAGUCGUCUUUAUUGUUGGCCCCUGCAACAGGCUUGCGAUGAUCCAGAACGAUCGGCCACUGUCCCGAGGAAGCAUAUCAUUUUCUUAGUAGCCACCAUGUCCACCAACGACCCUUUUGCCUUUCUUGAGCAGAGCGCGCCGCUCCCGGAGCGCAAACCCACCCGGAGGCCUACCCAAUGGAAAGAAAAACUGUUCCACAAAGAUAAACAGAAAAAGGUAUCCAAGGCCGCGGACCAGCAGAUCGAGGCGUUCCUGGGUCCAACCCGGACGCAGUCGAUAUCGCACAGUCAUGCCAUCCCGCACCCGCUGGACGGCCCGCGCGACCAGCCAACCCUACCGAACUUGGAGUUCAAUCAGUCUUGGUCACUCGCGCAGGAUCCCCGUAGUAUGUCGCCCCAGCACGCGAAGCCCCCCGCCGCGGAUUUCCACCCGUCCGAGGGGAUGGCAAAGCCUCCUCACAAGUCCCGUCCCCGGAGAGGGACCAAGGUCCGAUUCUCAGACAAACAGCCGGAAUUGAUGGGGGAGGGCGGGGAUGAAUCGGAGAUCCCGACGGCGGAGAUGUGCCUGUGUCGCGACCGCGCACGCCAGAAACAAGACGAUGGCUCGGCCCCUCCGCUUCGCGUGGAUACCUCGGGGGAGAGCCAUCGGCCCCUUCGACGCCAGGACACCACGGCGCGCAAAGCACCUCAGAUCACCAGUGCGCAGGAUUCGGAUUUGCUCAUGGCGCUGGGGGGCGCAGGCGCGGGGUCCCGACUGUCUUUUCGCGCGUCGCCCGAGUCCAGUUCGUUUGCGCAGCAGGUUCGAGACAAGAUGCAAGCGGAGGAGGGCCGUGCCUUGCAUCACCAUUACGACCCCCAAGAGGACGAUGGCCAGCCGGCCCCUGACAGCCCGAGCUCCUCUUACGAAACGCCUCCCCUCUCCGAAACUGAACCGGCCCCACCUCCGAACCCGUUCCGAGACGCUUCGAGUCCCGAGAAAGCAUACAGUCCCGCGAACGCAUACAGUUCCGCGAACGCAUACAGUCCCGCGAAAGCAUACGGUCCUGCGAAGUCAUAUAGUCCUGAAAAAUCAUACAGGUCCGAGAGAAUUUCACCCAAGGCGUCGCCGGUCGAAUCGUUGCCGUCCGGUAUUGCGCCGGGAGGAAGUCUCCCUAACCCGAAUCCGUCCCCGCCCAAGUACCAGCCCGUCCGCAGUGGUCCGGUCCGGGAGGAGUCGAGCCGCCCGUCGACCGGAGACACCACAGGCUCCCGGAACGCGGGGCCGAAAUUCUCCCUGCGGACGGUGGCCAACCAGUUCAAUGACACUGCCUUUACGGAUCUGAAAGACCAAGUCCAAAGCUAUUCGGACCUCAUCCAAGAAGCCGCGGAGAGCGUGAAGCCGCUGAUGGAGACGUCCCUUGCGGAAUGGAUGAGGGCCGCCGUGUGGUGGUUUCUGCGGGGGAAGCGAAGGCUGGAGGCGUAUGCGCGCGCCUCACGUUCCGGCUCGGGCGGGAGACCAGAAGACGCAAGGCAGGCGGUCGUUGAUCUGUGUAAGGUCUUGUGGAUCAUCGAGGAGAUCGUUCCCGUGCACGGCGAGCUGAGUCGGUACGGCGCGAUGGGGGUCGAGGCAUUGCUCGCGAUCGUCAGCACCACCGGUGACCGGCAGCUGGCGGACCUUCUGAGUCUGCAUCAGACCAUGUUGAACCAUCUCCGCUCCCUGGCCAUGUCGAUCAAGCGGAACAACAUCAUGGACACCAUCAUGUCAGCCGGGGAUGCGGGGAUGCGCGUCGAUACCACAGUGUGGGUCCGAUAUCCCUUUUUCGCACCGGACGUCUCCGCGGUGCUUUCCGGCGCGGCUACGCGGUCCAUGUUGCUGGAUAAGUCAGGCAAGAGCCCCUCGCUGGUGCACAUGAUGCCGUUGAGCGACACCAACCGGUUCUUCACCUACGGGAGUAUGUUCGUGAAGGUGUACGUGAGUUCGAACGAAGACGACGGCCAGCAGCAGUUCUCGAUCCCGUGCGUGCUGUCCAUCAUCCGGGACCGGGCCGACUGGUACGUCUGUGCCGCUAUCAGCAGUCAGAGUGAACUGGUCAACGUGAUGAUCCAGUCCGACCGCAAGAAAGGGCCCACGUGGGAGGAUGUGGACUGGCAGGUCCGGUCGCACUCGAUGGGGGUCAAGCUGCCGCGAGGCUUCGAACUCGACAUCGUGUUCGACGAGGAGGAUUUCAAGAAUCUGUGGAAUAUCGUGCAGUACACGCAGAAGACCGAGGCGAGUUACCACCACGAGGCCGGGGAGACCAUGGUUUUCGAGAACGUCCUCAAGUCGUUUAGUUACAUGGACCCGGGCUCGACACGAGGCUUCCCGACGGAGCCCAUCGAGCGGUGCCGCCUGCGGCUGUUCGAGCGGACCGUGACCCUGACUGAAGGGACCGGGACGCGGAGUGCCCACCGAGGCUUCCGGCUCGCCGUGCUGACCAGCCCUAAAUUCAAAACGCUGAGCAGUGUGCGCCACAUGUUCGGCCAGGGGGCACCCAUCGUGUUCGGUCUCCUCCGGGGCGUAGAUGGAGCGCCCGCGCUUGCGCUCAAGGUCACGGAGGAUGGCCGAACGCGGACCAUGCUGAUGACUUUCCACGAAGUCCCGGAACGGACCGCCCUGCACUCCCUCAUGCUGGGGAUGGUACCCCAAGAGGGAGAGAUCAAGACGCCGGACAUUUCCCUCCGUGCCUACUCGGUCGAACAACCUGCGGACAAGCUGACCGGUUCACCGGCCAAAACGCACCUCCAGUUCCCUGCGGGCACCGUGUCCGUGAUCGACCAGGAGCACGGGUAUGUUGAACAUGGCUACGGGCCCACGAUUCUGUCCGAGACUCUGCGGGCGUUUAUCGCGACGGAGUGGGGGUCUGCAACGGACCGCAUCAAUCUUGGCCCUGGCGAACUGAGACUCGGCCUUGAUAUCAAUAACCGGACGGGACUUAGCCUGUACCGACCUGCGCAGCAGGAUCUGACGGUGUCUGUUGCUGAGAAUUUGAUUGCUCCGGAGAUGCCGGAGAAGUUGACGGAGUUCUUGCAAGUGGCUCAGGUCAAACCGACGGUGCGACGGUUUGACUUUGCGACUGUGAAAGAUCUUCACCGAUUCCAACGCGCAGUGACGGGCUUCCAAGUCCUUUUUGAUAGUGUUGCUUCGUCUCUAUCCAUCUCGCGCCGCCGGAUGGUGGUGCCCAUCCACAAGAAGUGGGAAGCCAACCUGGCCCGUAUCCAGGUCGUUCAACAAGACAAGGUCAUCCAACUGAUUGCGUUCCUGAAUGAGUUCAAUCAUGGAAAAUGCAUGAACUUCGUCCUCAAGGGCACCGACACCCUGGAGAGUUUCGGGCGGCCGGGGAAGUUUGGCGUGCGGGUUCUGGACGCCAAAUUCGCCCUACCACGGACGGACGACGACCCGACGGCGGACUACGUGUGUUUGGACAUGCCGGAGUAUCCUCUUGAACAUGACGAUAUUACUAUUGUAUUUGAUUCCGAAGAAGACCGCACCAAUUUCCAGACCGCCGCGCCAGGAUCCGUCCGCGAGCCAUCCCGGAUGAACGAUGACGAUAUUCGGACCGAAUCCGAUCUUGCGCAAUCGGUCGUAUCACGUGGCAACCCCUCCUGGCUCCACUUGAACCACUCGACCUCCACCCUUCCUCCAACCCCGCCAUAUUCCCACCUACCCAUCCAAUUUAUCACCAUGGCACCCCUCGGACCCGACGUGAGCAUUUCCACACGCUCUCUACACGCAGAUGAUGCUUUCAAUGUAGCCACCGAUGUGGCUCCCCCGCUGCACGUUGCCACUACAUACCGGUACGCCGCGGACCCAGAUGAUCUCGUCCCGGCGCGGGACCGCAGCUUCGGAGAUGACCCGACGGAGCACGUCUACUCUCGCCUUUCGGCCCCCAGCAUGACCCGUUUCGAAGCGAUCCUGUCGUCUCUGCUCAAUGGCAAAGUUAUCAGCUACUCGUCGGGUCUGUCGGCCUUUCACGCCGCGCUUGUACUGCUGAACCCCCGCCGCAUCUCGAUCGGCCAGGGCUACCACGGCUGCCACGGCGUGAUCGCCAUGGUCAGCCGCAUGACGGGCCUGCAGAAGCUGGAUCUUGAUUGUCCGGCGGAACAGCUCGAGGCAGGCGACGUGAUCCACCUGGAAACCCCCGUGAACCCCGAAGGCACAGCGUUCAACAUCGCCGCGUACGCCGAGAAGGCCCAUUCCCGCGGCGCCUAUCUCAUCGUCGACGGCACGUUCGCUCCGCCAGGCCUACAAGAUCCGUUCCAAUGGGGCGCCGACCUAGUCAUGCACUCCGGCUCCAAGUACUUCGGCGGCCACAGCGACGUGCUGUGCGGAGUCCUAGCCACGCAGCGCUCCGACUGGACCCGCCAGCUCUUCGAAGACCGCAUCUUCCUCGGCAGCGUAAUGGGCAACAUGGAAGCCUGGCUCGGCGUCCGCAGUCUCCGCACCCUUGAGAUCCGCGUCCAGCGCCAAAGCCGCAGCACCACGAACCUCGUCUCCUGGCUCGACAAGGCCCUGCGCACCCCCAACCCAGCUCCAAACAGCGACGAAGCCGUCACGCAAAAGGCCCUCAAAGAAAUCUUCCACGCCAGCCUGCAACCCCAAGACCCCUGGCUGCAGCAGCAGAUGCCCAACGGCUUCGGACCCGUCUUCUCGAUCGCCAUGCACGAAGAAGACUUUGCGCGCAAACUCCCCAGUAAACUGAAGUUCUUCCAGCAUGCGACGUCCCUGGGCGGCGUGGAGACGCUCAUCGAGUGGCGGACGAUGUCGGAUACGACGGUGGAUACGCGGCUGUUGCGCGUUAGUGUCGGGUUGGAGGAUUGGGAGGAUUUGAAGGGGGAUUUGGUGGGUGCGUUUAGAGAGUUGGUUGCUUAGUUGGUAUAUGUUGGAUUUUGCUAGUUAUGACAUGUGUAUAUGGAUAGAGAGUAUGUAGAUAAGAUAAGCUUGGCUAGAUAAGACCCCGCACGUGGUAUCUUACCUCUUGAUUCUG